AUGAAUGUCUCUGCUCCAGUCACAUUUUUCAUCAUAGAAGGACUGCAGGAGAAGAAAAUGCUCAUGUUUGGUGUUUUUCUAACCGUGUACGUUGUGGUUCUAUGUGGCAAUGGCAUGAUUAUAUAUCUGGUGAGGACAGACCCUAAGCUUCAAACUCCUAUGUAUUUCUUUCUUCAUAGCCUCUCUUUCUCAGACAUAGUGUAUACAUCCGUAACUAUACCAAAUAUGCUCUCUGGCUUACUAAAAGAGGAGCACACCAUCUCCAAAACUGGUUGCUUAUUGCAGAUGUACUUUUUCCUCUCUAUGGCUGUGACUGGUCGCUCUAUCUUAACGGUCAUGGCUUUUGACCGCUACAUGGCUGUGUGUAACCCACUGCGCUAUGGUUCCCUCAUGACCCAGCCAGUGUGCAUCCUCCUGGUUGUGGUCGCGUGGUGCUUUGGGUCUGCAACCGUCCUGCCAUCCCUUUCCCUGGCCGUCCCCCUGCCCUUCUGCGGACCCAACAGGGUGAAGCAUGUCUUCUGCGACCAUUCGUCUGUGGUGAGGCUGGCGUGCGCCGACACGAGCGUCAACAGCGUCGUGUCUCUAACCCUCGCGCUGUUCGUCCUCCUUGGCACGUUCUCCCUCAUCCUGGCCUCGUACGUGUGCAUAGGUAAGGCGGUGCAUGGCAUGGGGCGGGUGGAGAGGACGAAGGCGUUCACCACCUGCGCCUCUCACCUGAUAGUGGUCUGCAUCUCGUACGUGUCGGCCACGUGCGUGUACGUCUCCUACCGCGUGGCCACGUUCUCCCCUGACGCACGUAUGAUCGUGGCGGUGCUGUACUCGGUUCUAACCCCUCUGCUCAACCCCAUCAUUUACAGCUUGAGGAACAAGGAGCUGUGGGAAGCCCUGACGAGAGCCCUCAGUAGAUGUCCUGCCGUGCCGAGCUCUCACAGGAAAACGAUCCCUACUUUAUCCUGA
Messenger RNA from Alosa sapidissima (American shad), 957 nucleotides. RefSeq names its product olfactory receptor 6N1-like. The coding region runs from base 1 to 957 and encodes 318 amino acids. Gene Ontology annotation, biological process: G protein-coupled receptor signaling pathway. The transcript has a single exon. NCBI's taxonomy places the organism in Eukaryota, Metazoa, Chordata, Actinopteri, Clupeiformes, Clupeidae. Gene Ontology annotation, cellular component: membrane. Gene Ontology annotation, molecular function: olfactory receptor activity; G protein-coupled receptor activity. The record is from RefSeq and is a predicted model, not a curated record.